This is a messenger RNA of Lineus longissimus, 4065 nucleotides long. RefSeq lists its product as uncharacterized. Gene Ontology annotation, molecular function: axon guidance receptor activity. Gene Ontology annotation, cellular component: axon; plasma membrane; neuronal cell body. The coding region runs from base 140 to 2665 and encodes 841 amino acids. Lineage: Eukaryota; Metazoa; Nemertea; Pilidiophora; Heteronemertea; Lineidae. The record is from RefSeq and is a predicted model, not a curated record. The transcript is spliced from 9 exons. Gene Ontology annotation, biological process: synapse organization; homophilic cell-cell adhesion.
AAACUCAGUGUCACUGCUUGCGGCAACAGCGUCAUGAGUGUAUUGAAUUGGUGUCGAGGUUAACCAGACGGGUGACCUAUGAUGGCCUAUGUCGAUUGCUUACUGAUCUUGGUCAUUUUCGAGUGAAACGUUCCACGUCAUGAAAAUCGGAGUAUCAUUAUUUUUGGUGAUGUUAUUGGUCCCGUUAAAUGACAAUCGCCGGCUUUUGUGUGAUGCCAAACCAAAUGGAAGCAGUCUGAGGGCGUGUGGCGACAAACAAUUCUAUAACAGAGAUCACGAUAGGUGUAUGCCGUGUAGAUUUACUUGCAAAAUAAGCGAAGAAGCAUGCAUACGACAUAAUUGUCUUGACUACAUGAGGAGACAGUGCAAGCCGUUGGGAUAUUACGAAGGGUCCAUUGGAAGAUGCAGACCAUGCAGUGCACCAUGUAAAGUCAGCGGAGACUCGUGCAUUUGCAUACGGAGUCAACCCUCCUCCACCACUUCGGGCUCAGUUCGGACUCAGCGCAGUACUAAGGAAACCAGGCAUACGACACCAACUAUCCCCAACGUUCAAGUCAUAAGCAAGACAACUGUGAAUGAAAAUGAAUCCAUGCAGUUUCAAUGCGUCACCAGUGGAGGCUCCCCGGAACACAUCACGCGGUAUCAGUGGCUCUGGAAAAAAAUUGGUUCCACCGCAGAAGAAAUAAUACAGGAUACUCGGACCAGCACGCAGAAUGGGAAGAUCUUGGAAUAUGCACGUAUUCCGUACGAUAAGAGUGGAAUGUACACGUGCAAGGCUUGGAACAUUAGGGGAAUUGGACAGGCGUCGGUAAACCUCAGUGUACAAUACCCUCCUAGAUUACCACCCGGUUUAAAAUUGAAGUCCGACGUUGUGGGAGAAAAUGGGAAGGAGGCUACGUUUGAACUGUUAAUCACCGCCAACCCGAUACCAGCCAAUAAUGGUUACGUUUGGUCCAAGGUCAAAGACGGCAUCCCGCUGGCGAUCUCAUCGCGAGAAUAUGAAAUAUUUUCCGGGUCAACAUGGAGUAAGUUGAUCAUCAAAAACGUUAAAUCACAUGAUUAUACACACUACACGUGUUCUGUGAAAACCAACGGAUUUCAAGCGAAAAUCUUCAAGUUCAGGCUUAUAAAAGCAGCGGUGGAGAUAUCCGAAAUCACCGUCACUGGUCGAAGCCGGACGGACAACAGAGUCACCAUAAGCUGGAAACAAGUAAUCGGAACAUAUACUGUAGUAAAGGUCAAAUACUGCCAAACCGGCACAGAUUACUGCGAGAAUUACAUCGUACCAAACACCGAAGAUACCACCGCAACUUGGUUCGUUGAUCCAGAUAAAACGUAUUAUUAUUAUAUAAUAAUGGAAGAUGGUGAUAUUGUUGUCUACAUGAGCAACCGCCUUGUUGUUGUUGAUGACAGCGAUGACAGGGAAAGGAUGGUUGGUGUGUAUUUUAGUGUCGGCUUGAUUGGUGCAGUCAUGUUAACGACAACAGUCGUCAUUUUGGCUUUCGCUCCAUGGAAACAGCGACUGGACUUGAAACGAUCUAAAAAAACUAAUCAACCUGCAAAUGACAGCUGCAAUGACGAUGCUGCGAGAAAUCCAUUGACAUCAAUCAGGAAACGACCUGCUCAUACUUACGCCAACACUGACCCUGAUUUCGUUAAUGACGCAUCCCCUCACUCAAAACGACCUGCUCAUACUUACGCCAACACUGACCCUAAUUUCGUUAAUGACGCAUCCCCUCACUCAAAACGACCUGCUCAUACUUACGCCAACACUGACCCUGAUUUCGGUAAUGACGCGUCCACUCACUCAAAACACACAGCCGAUAAACAUCCCGCACAACCAAGGGUUAAAAGACUCCCCGUUACAGUUCGUUUUGAGAAGGAUCCAGAUGAACCUGCGUGCUCUGACAAUGCCAUGGACAUAGAUUCGUAUGACUACAUAGAUAAUAUGUGGCAGAGUGAUGCAUCAGACUCAGAUCAUAGCCCCGUUCCUGCUUGCCGGACAAGUCAGGCGACGUUGCUGCAGGAUGUCUCGGCACUGAUCCAAGUUCAGGUUCACCAGGCGGACCAACCGGAUCAGGUAAAAACCUCCUCUUACGAAAACAUGCAAAACUUAGGACAUAUUGAAUCAACGGAAUGGCAGAGAGACCAGGAGCAAGAAGGUACAUACAAUGACGUAAGAACCGUCGUCACACAAAGCCAGCCUCAACACAGCAUGGCCGAGAGCGGAAUCAGUCAAGCAACAAGGCAGCAGGAUACCUUAGGUCAACAGAGCUUCACUGCACGCCAGGCUUAUCAGACGGACAGAGAUGACGCUUCCUCGCAUGAAGGCAUGCGUGGGUUCCACCAUUAUGUCUCAUGCGAGGGGGAAAUGAAUCAGACUGCACAGGAGCCUGAAGAUAGUUACGACGACGUUAGAAUCGUGAGACAGGGACAGUCUGGUCAAAGCACGGCUGAGAGCGGUACAACCCCUGCUUGUUUAGCAAAAGAAUCUACACCAUGCAGCUCUAAUGAUGAUGUGGCUGAUGACGGUCGACAGUCACUAUAUGAGCAUCUACAACCAGUUUCCAAAAAUGAUUAUUUAGACUUCAAGGGGCUGAGUGCGGAAGAGCUGAGACCGCGAAUGUUAUUAAAGGUAAAACAUUCUUCCCCGGACUGUUUUUAGUAAUAAAACCUUAGGAAUAACCUCUCGACUCACGAUUAAACCGACUUCGAGCAAAGAACGUGGCAAGCUAAAAUCGGGAACAAGUUUUGUUAUUUCAUUAAAAUAUGCCAUCGUAAAAGAUGGGUGUACCCUGGCCGCUGUUAUUGGUAGCAACAUAAUUACACUAAGUCUGUAAGGAAUCGAUAUCAUUAUACUCAUUGACAAUAACAUUGUACUCCAUAAUCGAAAUCAGGGCCAUAACUCCUACGUCUAUUAUAGGGCUGGCCCUAACGAUGAAACUCUCACCAUUGUAAAGCCCGUAGCACACUAGCCGCCAACUUCGGCGUUCACAAGCGUUUUUUGCCGCAAGAGUCCUGAACGCCUGAAAAAUCAUUAGUCUGCUACGAACGGCGUCGGCGAACGCGACUUGCCCCCACUUGCGGCAACUAAACGCCAAAUAUCUAACAUGUUUGAUUUUUGUCGCGUGUCGCCGCGUUUGAACGCAAGAAGAAGCCAGGUGUGCUAGGGAUUGCCGCCUGAAUUGGCGCUGGCGGCGAGGCUAUGGCAAAUCAGUAUGCGUCUUGAUGUCACAUGAUUUCAAAAUGGCAGCCUAAAGUGGCGGAAAAGACGCUACUGGACGCCGAUUCUGGGCAGGUGUGCUCUGACUGGGAUCCACUGGCCGCCAACUUCGGCGUCGAGAGGCGUCAGCUGAACGCUUCUUGUCGCCAAAGUUGGCGGCUAGUGUGCUGCGGGCUUAACCAUCGCGUGCCGAACAUCCACUUGUCAACAAAAAUGAUACGGGAUCGAAUUAGUAAUUGAAGGUUUACCAAAAUCCGCUGAAUAUAACUGAAUUAUAUUUAAAGUAAUGAUUCAAGUGCAUAUGGAGUGUGAUGUACGUUUUCUAUGUCCGAAAUACGUGUAUGCUAAUUUACGCGGUGAUGGUGUCUCAAACAGGAAAUCAUUUCUAUCCGCAAAUCUGCGCAAGAGAGCUGAAACUUGUUACCUUCCUUAGAUCCUGCACUGUGAUGAAAUAGACGUGGGCUCGCUCUACCAGUUGUCUGCAUGUGGUCUAUAUAUUUAGAUAGAUGAUAUCAUCACGGCAAAGCCAGCACAGCAGGAAGCAAGAUAUCUCACUCCAAGAGCAAAGAUAGAUUUAGUAUAAAGACAACACCACAGCUUUCCCAAGCAGUCAAGGUAAUCAGGAUUAUAAACAAAACACAUCAGGAAAGACAUCGUUGAUGCUGAAAAGUUAUCUAGCGCUGAUAAGCCGCGAUGUGGACACAUAUUAUGUUAUUUACUGGUAUUAUCUUUGCCUAUCUUGUUUCUUUUUGGUUUCUCACUCAACUCAAAAUAGAUUUAUAGAUAAACGCAUAACUUGUAAAAGUUUUUUCAGCUAAAUAUAAUUUCACAACUCAUGGUCA